UGCUCACGGGUAAACUGGAAAUACAGAGGGAGAGGGAACGUCUACAAAGUGACUGAUGUGUAUCCCUCUUGAUCGUCUUUUUAUUAAAAUUAUUUUCACCUUGACUCUUUGCCGGCCUCCGAAGCUAUGAAUGGGAGUCAGUACAUCUGGAUCCUAAAUGGCAUUUCCCUCAUGAUGACAUCUGGAGCACUGGCAGGUGUUCUUAUGCAAAAUGUGGCUCUGAGUCAAACUGCAGACCAGUCUUCAUCGUACCCUGGUGGUCCUGCCAGAAAUGCUGUUGAUGGAAACCGAGACCCAAAUUUUGCUAAAGGAUCCUGCUCACAUACCCAACAAGAGUCCAAUCCCUGGUGGAGGGUGGACCUGCAGAAUGUGUACACAGUUACUGCUGUGAUGAUAACCAACAGAAAUGAAUUUGAAAACAGGCUAGACGGUGCUGAAAUCUGGAUCGGAACCUCAUUGGAGGACAAUGGUGCCAAAAAAUCCAGGUGUGCAAUCAUCUCCCACAUUCCCAAAGGACGCACUUUCUACUUCCCAUGUAGCUCUACAGAGGGACGCUACGUCACAGUUUUUCUUCCAGGAACAGAGAAGACUCUUACUCUCUGCGAUGUCCAAGUUUUCCCUGUAGAUUAUGCUAAUGGUACGUACAUAUGAUUCAAACAAGUGUUGGAGUGCAAGAACUCUUCAGUCUAGGGCCAAGAAUAUUCAAAUCAGUCAGUAACAGAAAACAUUUUUCUAACUAAUGGUAAUCC
Labrus mixtus (cuckoo wrasse) is the source of this 749-nucleotide messenger RNA. Its product is annotated as fucolectin-like. NCBI's taxonomy places the organism in Eukaryota, Metazoa, Chordata, Actinopteri, Labriformes, Labridae. The transcript is spliced from 4 exons. The record is from RefSeq and is a predicted model, not a curated record. The coding region runs from base 127 to 651 and encodes 174 amino acids.